Molecule: messenger RNA, 966 nt
Organism: Exserohilum turcica Et28A
Lineage: Eukaryota; Fungi; Ascomycota; Dothideomycetes; Pleosporales; Pleosporaceae
Exons: 2
Coding region: 1-966 (321 amino acids)
Source: RefSeq, a predicted model, not a curated record
AUGGAAUCACCAUGGCACCUCCUCCCAGCAGACCUAAUCGAGUUGCAAAUCGGACAAAUCGACCUCCUGCUCGCCAUGUACCCGGACGAAACCAUGAUCGAAGAGGACUCAAAAGGCGUGCUUGACAUACUCCGCGACGUCACCACCACUAGCGACACAGAGAAAGCCGAAGCCGUGGUUAAAUCCACACCGAGUAUCUCCGUGCUGCUCGACCUUCCGAUCUCGCUAGAAGGAGAAGAUGAGGAAGAGAUGGAUUCAUCACGCAAUCCCGCCGCCAAAAGACUGCUACGAAUGGACCUCGGCAUCCCCUUUGCAUACCAGGGCAACUCGACACCACUGGAUGCGCCGAAUGUCAAAGUGCGAGUGCAGCAGCCGAACUGGAUGAGCAAGGCAGCAACAGCGCAGCUCACAUCCUGCAACAACAACAACAACAACUCCUCCUCAGACGCGGACGCAGAUUCAGAUCUCCUCAGCACCAUCGACAGUAUCCGGGAAAAAGCCCGCGCCCACCUCUCCAGCACCCUCAAACAAGAACACGACACACACAACGCCAACGGAAACCAGCAAAAACAGCAGUUAGUAAGAGUAUUCUUCUACUUCCCCUCCAUCAGCACGCGCUCCAAGCGCACAGACCUGAUAACGCUGGCACCCGUCUACCGUCUCACUGGCUUCCUCUUCGCGGGGAAACCAGGGUUACUCUGUGUCGAGGGGACAUCGACUGAUAUCGAUGCGUAUAUGCGGUAUAUCAAGACGGAGAGCUGGGGCGAUAUCCCUGCACAUCAUAAGAAGGUUAGUGAGCGGUAUCGCGAGGAGUGUGGUGGCCGCGUGUUUGAGGAUAUGCGCGAGAUUACCGAUGUGGUGGGGGAGAGGCGCGGGACGAGGGCGAAUAGAGGCGAUAUGAAGGCUGUGGAGGAGUGGCUUGUUGAGAGGGGGCUUGGCGAGGCGUUUGCAAAGGUAUUGAUGUAG